Molecule: messenger RNA, 576 nt
Organism: Kuraishia capsulata CBS 1993
Lineage: Eukaryota; Fungi; Ascomycota; Pichiomycetes; Pichiales; Pichiaceae
Exons: 1
Coding region: 1-576 (191 amino acids)
Source: RefSeq, a predicted model, not a curated record
AUGGCGCAAUUCCAUUGCAGCUUAUCUUUGGAUAUAUAUUUAUAUAUUUGGUUCUUUCCGCGUUCAUUUUUUUCCAUCGUUUUGCAACUGGCGUCCAUUGCUGUCGUUAUUUUGCAUAUUUUCAAGAUGGACAAGACGUCCAAACGGAAGUUUCUGGAGCGGGAAAUUUUCACCUAUUCCGUAGAGGACAUAGAGGACUUGUUCUCGAUCUCCAAGGCCAAGCCCUACUACGAGCAGCUCGACAAGGAUAUCUCCAACAAGCUCUUCAACACCAUGGCAAAAAAACAGAAGUUGGCCCAGUCCUCCGAAUCAGUCACAAAUUCCAACUCCAACUCAACGAGCUUGUUUUCCAAGGUGUCUGGCCAGACAAAAUCGGAGGUGCGCGAAAAGCCGGAAAAGAUAGCCGUCCAGAUCAAAAGGCCUCUGCCGAGAUAUACGGGCACGAUACGGCAGAAAGCCAAGCGAGGAGUGGGAACUCCCACGAGCAAAUAUUUGGAUGACUUUGAGCUAUUUUACAAGGGAAAUUACUUUGAGGAGUUCAAAGAUCUUCCAAGCCAAUUGGCCAUAGAUUGGUGA